This is a messenger RNA of Daucus carota subsp. sativus, 1122 nucleotides long. Its product is annotated as protein ARV 2. Lineage: Eukaryota; Viridiplantae; Streptophyta; Magnoliopsida; Apiales; Apiaceae. The coding region runs from base 202 to 930 and encodes 242 amino acids. The record is from RefSeq and is a predicted model, not a curated record. Gene Ontology annotation, cellular component: cortical endoplasmic reticulum; Golgi apparatus. The transcript has 10 exons. Gene Ontology annotation, biological process: sphingolipid metabolic process; regulation of plasma membrane sterol distribution; intracellular sterol transport.
AAGUUAUUUUGAUUUCACCUUCUGUCACUUCACUUGGAGUUGUGCAGGCUGACUAUUACCGUUAAGCAGUCUCUCUUUGUCAAACAGCCAUUUGCAAAUUCAAAGAGCUGUACUGAGCACCCCCAACAUUACAAUCUUCCUUUCCUUUGUCUUUGAUCACAGCUUAUUGCAGAUAUCUCAUAAUAAUUUACAAGAAAAAGAAUGGCACGUGAUAAGAAUCUUAGAUGUGUUCACUGUGGGUUUCCAGUAAAAUUAUUAUAUAUUCAAUAUUCACCUGGGAAUAUUCGUCUAAUGAAAUGUGAAAAAUGCAAACAAGUUGCAGAUGAGUACAUUGAAUGCGAAAACAUGAUUCUCGUAAUUGAUUUAAUCUUGCAUAAGGAAAAGGUCUACAGGCAUUUGUUUUAUAAUAUGUUUACUAGAGAAACGCUGAACUUUGAGGUUUGGCUGUGGAAACUAGCUUUUGGCUUUCUUGUAUUGGAUACUUACAAAACACUUGUUCUUAGUAGAAUUGAAGAUGGUCUGAAAUCAUCCACGAGCUUUGCAUCACUAGUUUCGUGCUAUGGGAAGCUGUUGAUGGAUGUUGUUUUCGGGAACCUAAUGUUUCUCAUGAUGUUGUUUCUCGGGAUAAGAGUUUUGGCGAAGGCAUCAGUUGGAAGUACAACCUUCAAAGAUACAGUGCUUGCAAUCCUAGUUUCCAGUUACUUCAAGAUCUUUCUCAUCGCCACAAUGAUAUGGGAAUUUCCUUCUUCCGUGCUUUACAUCAAUGACAUAGUUGUGCUGUCAUCAAAUACUGUGGCUUUAAAAGUGAUCACGGAGUCAUCAAUGCCCAAGUGCUUAGCAGUCUGCUUCAGUGCAUAUGCAGUAAAGUUCUUGACAAUGGAGAUGUUGAAUGGCGGCUUAUUAAUUUUUGGCGGCAUUGACUGGGCUUAAGAGAAGUUCGUACCUAUACAAUUAUGGUAAAGUAAUUAUUAGUAUUGAUGUAUUGUGAAUUUAGAAUUUGUGAUAUAUGAUCAAAUACUUAUCUCAUUGACAUUCCAUCAAAAAGUUGUCAUUGAAGCAGAUGCUUAUGGUUCAACAGAUAUGACUUUUUUUUAAAUAAGUUUUGACUGUUUGUUUUGAAUA